UUCAAGAGUUAAUGUCCACCUGCUUGCUUAGUCUGACCUGGAGUCAAACAUGAUGAUGCUGCAGUUACGUCCUGCUCAGCUCAAAGCGUGUGCUUCCAGCUCUUUGUUUGGAAACCAGUGUAAGUGUUGUUCAUAAUAGGAUUCUGGACAGAGUCACAGCUAAAUAUGGUUCUGUCGUCUGCUCUUUGCCUAAACGGGUCACGCCGUGUUUUACAUACCGGUGCUGAACACCUUAUCUCAUGUGAGGAUAUAAAACCAGGCCUGGACGCUGGAGGCUGCUCCAUCUUCACUGCUUCACACCGGGUCACGUUCAGUUUAUUGCUCCGGUACGAGCUGAUAGCACCAUGAGCAACCUGCUGGAGCUGAUGGCUGGGCUCAUCCAGGUGUUCCACAGUUACUCUGAGAAAGAAGGCAACAAGUACACGCUGACCAAAGGAGAGCUGAAGACCAUGAUGCAGGAGCAACUGGGCGACGAACUGUCACAAUGCAACGACCCUGCGGAGGUGGACAAGGUCAUGAAAAGCCUGGAUUUGAAUGAAGACGGUGAAGUGGACUUCCAGGAGUUCAUGCUUGUGUUUGCCCUCCUGACCAUGGCCUGCCACGAGUUCUUCAGAGACCACAAGGAAGGUGGCAAGGAAGGUUGCAAGGAAGGCCGCAAGGAAGGUUGCAAGGAGCAGAAGUGAGAUCAGAACACAGCAGCUCCUCUGAUGUCACCUGUUGCAUCGCUGCUCCUCAAUGUCCAAUGUCUCUGAAUAAAGUUUGAUGAGACUGAGGCUUUGCAAAAGUUGACAUGCCUGUUUUAUGUUUAUACUGGGACACAGUGGGCCGUUACCAGUGUUACCAGCCCAGAAGUGUGUGUUGUGUAAUAUUCCGUCAUUAAUCCCUCGUCGUUGUUUUCAUACAUGUGCAUUCACGCACAACAACUGCAAGAAACGACAGCAGCUCCGUUUCCUGGACGUGUGGUUCAGGCUCACAUCCACCGUCAUUCGCUGCAAAAUGCUCUCGUGUCUUCAGUUUAAAAUCCAGGAAAUGCUUUUCAGCGCCGCACUGCGUGAUCUAGCAAGUAGCUGCAAAUCAGCCCUAGUCGUCCUGCAAGCACCAAACCGCACUCUGCUCCGCGUCUCCACGGCUGCCAGCUGUUUGCAGACGUGAGGCAGCAGGUAAACCUGUCUCCUGUCUAGUGGAGCGUGUGGCUGGUGUCCUGAUGAACAGCUUUGUGAUUUCCAGUUUAACCCAGGUUUAAGUGACAUUUUAUGCAGGUCAGUGUUAGAAAACACUGCUUCCUUUCUAGUGAUCAGCGUUCAGAAAGGAUGUUUUCAUGCAGCGAUUGGAGGCCUCCAGCUGCACCCUGACCUGUGCCUGUACUACACAGUUGGGACUGCGGAUGUGGGCACUGGGUGUGUCUCCACUCGCAGCCCUGCUCUGCUAGCCAUGUCUUGAGCAGAGCAGGUUUGUCAGCUCCACAACAAAGACAGGGACUAUUAUGAGCAAACAAGCACCAGGCGCAGUCUUUGCUGUGGUAUUUGCUUUAAGGUGUUGGCUCAAAACUGUUUUUAUUAUACAAUGCAGCCUGCGGAGCACUUUGGGCUGAAACCAUCGCUGCAGAUUCCCAUCUAAUUCACUACUUCAUUAGUCCUGAGCAAAUAUUAAACUUAACUAAUGCUUCAGGUUUGUGAGUCUGACACUGGAUCCAAUGCUGCAGCUUCCUUCUCCUGAAGCUUAAAGACCGAAAUCACCAAAUACAAAAAAAUGAUUCUUAGGUCUAUGGGUUUUUCCACCUUCGACCUUUAAAAGGACUGUUUUCAGUUGAAUCUUAUCAGAUCCUGAAAAAAAACCUGCUUCUUGAUGCUUAAAUUAGGUCUGACUCAUAAAAUCUAAAUAUUUACUCACAUACUGAGGGUGGUAGUAAAAUAUAGAGCAGUGUAAACAGGCGUGGUCGCCCAUCACAACAGCACUUUGCUUUUAUUUCCAAACCACAUAAAGAAGUGAUCUAACAAGUUCUCACACUUGUAGCCCGUAGCCUGAGAUCUGGUUCCAAACAGCCCAAAUUGUUGAACAAAUGCCACUGAAUGAACCAAUGAGCUCCACGGACACGCAGAGACGCCUGUUCUCAGGUGGCAAACAAGCGAAAAGCCCCGACCCGAGGAUCAGCAGUGAUGAAGUCCACAUUAAGGUGGAUCCAGUACAAUGUCACCAAAUAUUAAAGACAUCAGAUGCUGAAGCUGAGUCAAAGCCACUGACACCAAGCGGCCUCAGCGUUGCUGCACGCCUCCAUGUCUGUGGGGUCCAUUCACUGGGAACUGACAGGUCACUGGUUCUGCUGUUUCUGCUCACACACGUGAACCAGCUCAGCUCAACGACCCACUGGGCACUUGCUAACGUAGGAGCAGAGGUGACGUUAUAUGAACCAUCAGGCUGUGGGUCUGGUCCUCGUUGGACACGAGACCGUGUGUUCUUUGAAAAGAGCCCAAACCUGAGGAACGAUGGGAAACCGCCGCCUCCAGGACACGCCUGCAUUCUUUGUGGGCUUUGCUUCGCCUGAACAAGUGUGUUGAGUUUGUGUGGUAGCGGCCAGGUGAGUCACCUGCCUGCGUCUAUAUAACGGAGCAGAUGAGCGCUGAGAUUACUCCUCCUGCAGCAACUGCCAGAGUCACGUUCAGCUGAGAUCAGACUUUAACCACAGGACUGAAGAUGAGCACCGCAUGUGGCAAGGAUGAAAUUCCCGACGGUUUGGUGUGUCUGUGUGGCCUCAUUGGAAUCUUCAAUAAGUACGCUUCCGCAGAUAAAGACACAACCCACCUGAGCAAGAGUGAGCUGAAGUCGCUGCUGGAGACCGAGUUCCCUGUGCUCAUCAAUAAAAGCAGCAAACCUGAAGAAGUGAAAAAAACCCUGGAUGCCCUGGACUUCGACGGGGACGGACAGGUGGACAUCCAUGAGUAUUUUGCUACUCUCUGCUGCCUGGGGACCAUGCUGGCCUCCAUGAACCCCAAGAAAGACUGCUCCAAGAAGUGUUAAUCAGAAUGUAGAUGUAAAGGAUUAACACCAUGUGAUCAAUGGAUCCAAUAAAGACAAGUCCUCACUGAUGUCAAUAAAGAAUCUGUGCUGUU
Molecule: messenger RNA, 3107 nt
Organism: Betta splendens (Siamese fighting fish)
Lineage: Eukaryota; Metazoa; Chordata; Actinopteri; Anabantiformes; Osphronemidae
Gene: s100a1
Product: S100 calcium binding protein A1
Exons: 5
Coding region: 345-683 (112 amino acids)
Molecular function (GO): transition metal ion binding; calcium ion binding
Source: RefSeq, a predicted model, not a curated record